Molecule: messenger RNA, 2151 nt
Organism: Aureobasidium namibiae CBS 147.97
Lineage: Eukaryota; Fungi; Ascomycota; Dothideomycetes; Dothideales; Saccotheciaceae
Exons: 3
Coding region: 1-2151 (716 amino acids)
Biological process (GO): negative regulation of DNA-templated transcription
Cellular component (GO): nucleus
Molecular function (GO): RNA binding; metal ion binding
Source: RefSeq, a predicted model, not a curated record
AUGGUGUCGGACACGGUCUACGAGAUAUGCCUGCCCGUGCUGCAGGACCCCACCCUUCCUGAGGAUGACAAGGUCGAUCGCGUCGAAGACGUCCUUCGCCAACAAGCCCGCCUGACGGGCAAGGCCCUCGAGGAUGCUGUCCUGGCCGUCCUGUGGCGCCAUCGCGAUGCUAUCCAAGGCUCUACCUCACCACCGCCCUUGCGCCCUACUGCCAUCCGUCGCCCGUCGCCCGCCCCGUGGCAGCCAUCCUCCUUCUCUGCCACAAACUCGCCGCGAUCCCAGAGCGCCACUAUCCAUCCUCCUCCAGGCUUUGGUCCUACUCCUCCCCACUUCAGUCGCGCAAAGUCAUCCACUGCCUCUCCCUUUUCCUCGCCGCGCCCUUCGCCACGCCUUGCCUUUGCGACUCCUCAGAUCCCCCAUAGUCCCAGUUUGAGCGCCUACCAGUUCAGCGAACCCACCUCAUCCACCGAGCAAUACGGAGAUUAUGGAAGCGACAACGUCGACUGGUUGGUCAACGACGAUGCCAGUAGUAAUGCUUCCUUCGGUGACUCCGCCUUCGGUUCAUAUCCUUCCGAAUGGGUUCAGCCUUCCAUGGUAGAAAUGUCGACAUACGAUAUGUUGCGUUCUGUGUUGCGUGACGACAAGUCUGACCAAGAGCUCGAGCAAGUCCUCCAACUCAAUGGCUACGAUUUCAGCCAGACCAUCAUGGCCCUGGCCGACCCGCAAGCCCUGAGUGCCACUGAAGCCCAGAGCCAGACUUAUCUCGUUGGAAAAUCCAUGAGUCCUACGUCCAGGCCUCUGACCCCUUCCAACCUGUCGAAAAGUGGCAUCGUGUGCAAAUACUGGCUCUCUUCUGGCCAUUGUGCCAGAGCCGAUUGUCGUUUCAGUCACGAUCUAAGUAACCAUUUGUGCAAGUACUGGCUAGCCGGAUCCUGCCUCGCUGCCGAGUCUUGUAUCUUCUCUCACGACCCUUCUGCCCUUAUGACCAGGUUGACGGUUGAUGAGAACGCUACGCCUCCUACUCAGUCCCUGCAGCCAAACUUCCAGCUGCAAGAUUACGAUUCUUUUCCUGCGCUGCAGCCCACUAAUUCGAACCCGUAUGACCAAUCUUAUGACCCUACUCUGCUUAAUUCACUCCAAUCACAGCCAUCUGCUGUGUCUACGCUAAACCCCUUUGCCAUGUUUGUUCCAUCAAGCAACGCAAGCAUUCAGUCAUCGUCGCGGCCUACCAGUCGUCACCAGUCUCGCACUGCGACUCCAUCAACCUUGGCUGUCAAUGAUGACGAGGCUUUCCCUACCCUGGGUUCUGCUGCGGCUGCAAGAUCAUCUCGCCGCCAUGGAAAGAGAGGCCAUGGCAACAAGGAGAGCCCCGUACCUACACCUUCAUCUUUGGCUGAUGUUGUUCGCAUGACGCCUUCGCCGUCACCUCAGGUCCAAUCUAGAAGAGGUCUGAGGCCUACCAAAUCAAGCACCGGCUCCCGUGAGAACAGCGCAACCGCCAUGGCGAUAGCAGCACCUGAACACAUCCCCUGGCUAGAAACCGGAGAAACCGCGAACAAGGCAUACCUCAAGGCUAGAGCAGAAGCUUUCCGCCAUGGUGGCCUAAGAAACAAGUUUCUGCAGAGUGCGGCAACUGCGUGGAACAGAAACGAUGCCCGUGGCGCCAAAGCUCUCAGUCUCAGGGGCCAUAACGAGAACCUGGCGAUGAAAGAGGCCCACCGCGAGGCUGCCAAAUGCUUGUACGAGGAACGUAAUAAAGGCAAUGGAGUCGGGGAACUGUUUGUCGACCUACAUGGCCUGCAUCCUGAGGAAGCCGUUCAAUACCUGACGUCCUGUCUACUUGACCACAGCUCCUCUAGCAGACCCGUCUACGCCAUCUGCGGCACUGGGCAUCAUUCUAAGAACGGCAAGGACAAAGUCGGCAAGGCAGUUCGUCAAUUCUUGAACGAAUGGCGAUUCGCCUUCCGCGAGUUCAGUGUGCCCGGCGACCGUAACAAUGUUGGUGGCAUCCUCGGCGUGGAUCCGAGUAGCUACGACAAAGAAUGUGCGAGGAAGAUGCAAGAAGCCGGGCCUGGAUCAGAGUGCGAUAGUGGAGUGUUUUUGAGCAGCAGUGCAGAAGACACUAAAGUUCGUGUUCGAAGACAGGAAUAA